Molecule: messenger RNA, 1574 nt
Organism: Sapajus apella (tufted capuchin)
Lineage: Eukaryota; Metazoa; Chordata; Mammalia; Primates; Cebidae
Gene: DHFR2
Product: dihydrofolate reductase 2
Exons: 2
Coding region: 299-862 (187 amino acids)
Biological process (GO): folic acid metabolic process; dihydrofolate metabolic process; glycine biosynthetic process
Cellular component (GO): mitochondrion
Molecular function (GO): dihydrofolate reductase activity; NADP binding
Source: RefSeq, a predicted model, not a curated record
UUCCGGUAGCUGGUAAAGGCAGAUACCUCCCGGGACGCGGAAGCCGCGGGUCUGGACAAAGGCAAGUUUCGCUGCUUGGGUUGCUGGGCGGAGCUUUGGGCGUCCGGACCUUAGACAGUCACGCGUCCGCGCGCGCGCCUGUGGCCCCGGCUUCUGCGGACGCUGAGAAUGUUGCAAUUAAUGAAUCAAUACACUAGUAUUGUAUUUGCAAUGUGGACACGUAAAAGAAUAUGAAGAAGGGAAUUUCACGACAAUCUUGGCCACCUACGGGGCGGGCCUGGAGGUGCUCAUUGCUAUCAUGGUUCGUUUGCUAAACUGCAUUGUCGCUGUGUCCCAGAACAUGGGUAUCGGCAAGAAGGGAGACCUGCCCUGGCCGCCACUCAGAAAUGAAUUCAGGUAUUUCCAGAGAAUGACGACAGCCUCUUCAAUAGAAGGUAAACAGAAUCUGGUGAUUAUGGGUAGGAAGACCUGGUUCUCCAUUCCUGAGAAGAAUCGACCUUUAAAGGAUAGAAUUAAUUUAGUUCUCAGCAGAGAACUCAAGGAACCCCCACAAGGAGCUCAUUUUCUUGCCAGAAGUCUGGAUGAUGCAUUAAACCUUACUGAACAACCAGAAUUAGCAAAUAAAGUAGAUAUGAUUUGGAUAGUUGGUGGCAGUUCUGUUUAUAAGGAAGCCAUGAAUCACCCAGGCCACCUUAAACUAUUUGUGACAAGAAUCAUGCAGGACUUUGAAAGUGACAUGUUUUUUCCAGAAAUUGAUUUGGAGAAAUAUAAACUUCUGCCAGAAUACCCAGGUGUUCUCUCUGAUGUCCAGGAGGAGAAAGGCAUUAAGUACAAGUUUGAAGUGUAUGAGAAGAAUGAUUAAUAUGAAAGUGUUUUCCGGUUUCAGUUGUUCCCCCUCCCUCUGAAAAAAGUAUGUAUUUUUGGCCGGGCGCUGUGGCUCACGCCUGUAAUCCUAGCACUUUGGGAGGCCGAGAUGGGUGGAUCACCUGAGGUCAGGAGUUCAAGACCAGCCUGGCCAUCAUGGUGAAACCCCACCUUUAUUAAAAAAAAAAAUUUUGUUGACUUUAGAUCUAUGGAUAAUUAUUUCUAAGCAACAUUUUUUUUCCCCCACUAAUCUUGAAUAUAUCAGAUACCAUUUAUGAAACAUUCUUGCUGUAACUAAGUGCCUCUCCAAGACCCGGACUGAGUUGCCAGCACCUGCUACAGUGAGCUGCCAUUCCACACCCAUCACAUGCGGCACUCUUGCCAGUCCUUGACAUUGUCGGGCUUUUCAAAUGUUGGUAGUAGUUAUUGAAGACGAGCAUACCCUUCAACUGAGUAGUUUCACUAGCGGGAAAUAUCAAAAACUUCCUACGUGUAUAUCCAGAGGUUUGUAGACAAAUGUUGCAGUCUUGUUUGUAACAGUGAAAAACAAAACAACCUGGAAGUCCAGUGAUGGGAAAAAUGAGUAUUUUUCUGUCUUAGAUUGGGGAACCCAAAGCAGAUUCCAAGACUGAAAUUUCAGUGAAAGUAGUUUAUUUGCUAGGUCAUACCAGAAAUCAUCAACUGAGGUAUUGCUAAAUGAGACUGAGAAG